This is a messenger RNA of Trichoderma aggressivum f. europaeum, 609 nucleotides long. RefSeq lists its product as uncharacterized. The record is from RefSeq and is a predicted model, not a curated record. The transcript is spliced from 2 exons. Lineage: Eukaryota; Fungi; Ascomycota; Sordariomycetes; Hypocreales; Hypocreaceae. The coding region runs from base 1 to 609 and encodes 202 amino acids.
AUGGCCACCACAUUGACGCAUCAGCCCGCCUCGGCUGGCCCCGUGGCGACCGCCCCCUUCUCCACGGCCUGGUCAUCAAGAUAUCGAGGCACUACUCAUGCUACCCAAGGAGUCUCGAAGCUUUGCAAAUGUGUCGCUUCACACCAAUCGAACCUUCAGCUGACAGAAUCUCUCCUCUCGCAGGCCACAGUCGAAGAUCUUGACCCUCCCGCCGCCCUCUCUCUCAACCCGUCCGACGCAAUCUCCCUCGCCAUGAUGUCAGCCUUUGAGCGCGAGUACACACACCUCACCAUCGUCGACGCGGAAACCCGUGCCUUGCUCGGCUACAUCUCCAUCCCCCACCUGCAGUCCCUCCUGGAGGCCGGCCGCGUCCAGCCCAGCGACCCCCUCUCCGCCGCCAUGACACGGUUCCAGCGCAAAGGCCGCACCUAUCGGGUCAUCACCAUGCAGACUCCGCUGGAGGAGCUCGAGGCCUUUUUCCGCGGCGACAAGAACGACGGGACGUGGAAGGAAGAGUUUGCUGUCAUCACGGAUGAGAACCGGAGAUUUGUGCUGGGUGUGGCGACGGUGCAGGACCUGGAAGAGUUUGUCAAGAGGCGGCCUGCUUAA